AUGCCACCAGCGACAUGUAUAUUCCAUCAGAUGGAGGGUCUUCCUGAAAGUGAUGCAACUGUCUUUGGGCAAUCCAUCACCGGAAUCACAUUGUUUAAACGCGGAUCUGUUAGGACAUGCUGCACCUUCUCCAAGGGUUAUAUGGUAAAUCCCACAAGAAACCUCUGCGAUUUUGAAACGGAAGCAGACUUCUCCCCAUUCCAAACCUUAACCCUUAUCCAUCAGACUCAUAUGGUAUGUACUCAAUGUUUGACAACAGGUCACGAAGUCUACGGUUUUGUAGGAAGUGAAUUCCAUGUGCAGACCUCAUUACCAGUCGACUAUCAAAUACUUGUCACAGACGAGGGUACGUUCCCGAUCUCAAAGGCAGGGCUCUGCUCCACCAAGCUUUUUCAAUGCCAAAUUGCAAAAGACGGCGUGGAGGAGAGAACACUGACCCUAAAGGGCACAAUGAAUGAGCAUUUAACCUACAUCUACCUCCUUUCUGAUGAAGACCUUAUUCCAACCACUAUCUACUUUUUCAACAACAACACCUGGUCAGAGUCUACCUCCGCUCACAAAAACAACGAUAAUGGGAAGGUCAUUGACACCGAGGUGACAAGCAAUGGGUCAACUGACUACUACACCUGCAAUUAUGGAGGCGAUUGGCUCACGCACGUCAUUCACUGGGGUAAGAUGUGUCAGCUAUACCUGCCUGUCAGGUGA
Molecule: messenger RNA, 705 nt
Organism: Echinococcus granulosus
Lineage: Eukaryota; Metazoa; Platyhelminthes; Cestoda; Cyclophyllidea; Taeniidae
Exons: 5
Coding region: 1-705 (234 amino acids)
Source: RefSeq, a predicted model, not a curated record